AUGGGAGAAACUGGAACAGAAGAUUCAAUUAAUUUUGCUGCAAAAAAUGGAAAUCUUGAAAUUAUUAAAUAUUUACAUGAAUUAGGGUAUAAAGGGACAGAAUGGACAAUUACUUGUGCUGCUAAAAAUGGUCACCUUGAAGUAGUAAAAUAUUUACAUGAAUUAGGUUAUAAAGGAGAUGAUUGGACAAUUACUUGUGCUGCUAAAAAUGGUCACCUUGAAGUUGUAAAAAAUUUACAUGAAUUAGGUUAUAAAGGAGAUGAUUGGACAAUUUAUUGUGCUGCAGAAAAAGGAAACCUUGAAAUAUUAAAAUAUUUACAUGAAAUAGGGUAUGAAUAUUAUGAUUUGACAAUUUAUUCUGCUGCAAAAAAUGGUCACCUUGAAAUUAUUAAAUAUUUACAUGAAAUAGGUUAUAAAGGAGAUGAAUGGACAAUUCAUUGUGCUGCAAUGAAUGAUCACCUUGAAAUAUUAAAAUAUUUACAUGAAUUAGGGUAUGAAUGUUAUGAUUGGACAAUUGAUUGUGUUGCUGAAAAUGGUCACCUUGAAAUAUUAAAAUAUUUACAUUCUAUAGGAUAUAGAGUAACAGAAUCGACAAUUACUUGUGCUGCAAUGAAUGAUCACCUUGAAGUAGUUAAAUAUUUACAUUCAUUAGGUUAUAAAGGAAAAAAAGAUGCAGUUUAUUGUGCUGCAAUGAAUGAUCACCUUGAAGUAGUAAAAUAUUUAAUUGAAUUAGGAUAUGAAUGUGAUGAAUUGAUAUUUAAUUAUGCUCGAAGUAAAGGAAAAAAUGCUGAACAACUUCUUAAAGUAUUAAUAGAUUUACAUUCUAUUGGAUAUAAAGGUACGGAAAAAGCAAUUUUUCAUGCUAAAUUAGCUGGUUACCUUGAAGCAUUUGAAUAUUUACGUUCAAUAGGACAUAGAUACAGUUGA
Molecule: messenger RNA, 927 nt
Organism: Hydra vulgaris (swiftwater hydra)
Lineage: Eukaryota; Metazoa; Cnidaria; Hydrozoa; Anthoathecata; Hydridae
Product: alpha-latrotoxin-Lg1a-like
Molecular function (GO): protein binding
Source: RefSeq, a predicted model, not a curated record